Molecule: messenger RNA, 423 nt
Organism: Aspergillus niger
Lineage: Eukaryota; Fungi; Ascomycota; Eurotiomycetes; Eurotiales; Aspergillaceae
Exons: 3
Coding region: 1-423 (140 amino acids)
Molecular function (GO): oxidoreductase activity
Source: RefSeq, a predicted model, not a curated record
AUGACCGUCAACGCAACUGUGCUUUACCCUAAAGACGCGGCCUUCGACUUACAAUACUACUUCUCGAAUCAUAUGACCCUUGCUGUCGAGAGAUGGUCCUUACAUGGAUUGAAGGAUUGGCGGGUAGUUCAAUUCACAUCUAGCGAUGCACCGUUUGUGGUUGGAGCUAUGUUCACCUGGGAUAGCAUGAAUGGCUUAACUGAAGCCUGCAAGGCUGAAGACUCCAAAGCUAUAUUUGAAGAUGUUCCGAACUUCAGCGACCAAGAACCAAUCAUACUUUAUCAAAUGGUCUGGACAUAUCAAUUUCCCAAGUUGCUUAUCCCGCGUACCCCGCUCAACGAGCUACUUUUGUGUAGAGCCAACAAUUCUAUCGGAAGUCCUGACCGUAACUGCACCUGGCCAAAGAAAGUCCUCGACGAGUAG